UAAAAUUACAGUUGCUUUUGGGAAGACAACUUCCAACAAAAAAUUCCCAGAAUGAGAGGGCGCAGCAUGAUGGGAACUCUAAAAUUGCAGAUCAAAACAUUAUUGAUCCAAAAUCAAGCAUCCCAAAACAAACAAACAAUACAUCGAAAGAUGGCUGCGAAGAAUUCGCGUACAAAUAUUGACCAAAAAAAGCUUAUCAAUCCGAUUCCUCCCGAACCCAACGAGUGUGAUUCGGCCAAGCCAUGUGACCACGGAAAGCCCACUGAAAAGCCAGAAAAAUCUGAAGAUGUUUCACAUCAGGAUUCUCAGGAUCCUAGGCCACGUGACCAGAAAAAGUCUACCCCGGGGUUAGCCCCAACUAAUAGCCAUUUUCAGAUAAGCCCUGAAAAUCCUAAAAUUGAACCUGUAGAUCUCUUACAUCAGGAUCCUCAAGAGUCUAAACCAUGCGACCAGCACAAGUCCAAUAUGGCCUUAACUGAAGCUUAUCCACAGAUUCAGAUGGAUGCUGUAAAGCCUAAAGAUGAACCUGUAGAUCAGGAUCCUGAAGAUCGUAUACCAUGUUACCAGGAAAAGCUUACUGCGGUGUUAACUGAAGCAACCCAAGCUAUUCUCCAUUAUAAGAUAGAUCCUGAGAAGCCCACAAAUGAACCUAUAGAUCUUUCCCAUCCGGAUCCUCAAGCUAAUACCCUUUUUCAGAUGGGCCAUGAAAGCCCUAAAGUCGAGCCUGUAGAUCUCUCACAUAAGGAUGUUCAAGAUCCUAUUCCAUGUAACCAGGAAAAGCUCACGACGGGGUUAACUGAAGAGUCCCCAGCUAUUCCGCAUUAUAAGAUAGAUCCUGAUGAACCUAUAGAUCUUUCCCAUCCGGAUCCUCAAGCUAAUACCCAUUUUCAGAUGUAUCCUGAAAACCUUAAGGAUGAACCACUAGAUCUCUCAUACCAGAAUACAAAGGGUUUAGCUAAAGCAUCCCCAGCAAAGCGCUGUUUUCAGAUGGACCUCGAUUACCCUACAGAUGAACCUCUAGAUCUUUCACUAAAAAAUCCUCAAGAUCCUAAGCCAUGUGACCAUGUGGUUCCUGAAAAGCCUCAAGAUUUACCUCUAGAUCUUUCGCAUCCAAAACGUGACAAGAAAGAACUGCUUAAAAAACAGUAUUUAGCUACAAGAAACUUAAAACCGCUGGGCCCGCCGCCUGAGCCUCAUUUCUUUUCUAUGUCCACCUCAAAAUGGGCGCUUAUAAAUUUGGGGAAGGCAUGUGCUGAGGAGAAACCCAGUAGCCAGCUGAUUUCUAAUGAUCUAAGCGAUCCCGGCCCUGCGGCCUCACAUUCCAAGAAUUUGAAAUCCCAGGAUGGUAAGAUGAAAAUGGAUCCCGUAGAUCAUGUGCUUCCUAUAUCCACCCCAAAUCUGGAAAAUAUAACUUCGUGGCAGGCAUUUGCUGAUGAAAAGCCCAUUAGCCAGCCCGACACUGAUGAUGCGUUAAUUGAUCUCCUAAGCGAUCCCGGUUGUCCGUCCUCACAUUCCAGCUACCCAAGAUCCCAGGAUGGUAGCAAGAAAUUGCGUUUUCCUUGUUUGCGGCAGCUUGAUCUGCCUUCGAAGAAGGAUGAGGAGCCAGAAGCCAGUCUUAGUACCUUGGCUACUGAGCAAGUUCCCGACAGCAAGGAGGACUACAUGAGGCAGUGGCUCUUGGCCGUGACUGAAGCAAGCUUGUCGGAGGAUCAGAGUCCCAAGGAAUGUGAGGAAGAGCUAAAGCCUCUUAUUGAAUUUCCUGAUAGCGACGAAGAGGAGUUGGCCGAUGGGACAAAUCCCUUUGCCAAUGAUAUGAUAGAUGCACAGGAUCCUCCAAAACUCGAGGUCCUAAGUGCUGAACAGGCGGAGGAGCGAAUGGAUGACUAUAUAAAGCGAUUGCGGUUCCGAGUGGCAAUUCCAGAAUGCUGUUUGACGGAUGACAUAUCUAGGGUGGAUAGACCCAGUGAUGCCGUCGUCUUGGGCCAGAAGCUGCCCACCUUGCGUCUGCUGGACAACUGCAAGGAAAAGGAUUUCAUCGAGAUCUCCGUGUGCAAAGUGUAUAGCCCCUUUCAGUUUUGGUUCCAUUUCGUGAACCAGACGCACGACACCGGGAUGCUGGACAUAAUUACCCGCGACAUGAACACGUUUUAUAAUCAUAAGAAGGACCCCAAGUACAGCACCCCCGUAUCGAGUUACUACCUAAAAGCCGGCUAUAUUUGCGCUGCAAAUCACCGGAACGGGUGGCGACGGGCCAGAAUAUUGAUCACACCGCCAAAAGAUGCCGAAUGGGUAUCCAUUUACUAUGUGGAUUAUGCAUCGGCAGCUGAAGUAUCGCCGGAUGAUUUGAAAUUCCUGCCCGAGUUUUUUGCGGAUACGCCGAUACUGGCUGCCCGGGGCACUCUCUCGCACAUCCAUCCAUUGGACAUUCACUGGCCACAGGAUAGUACGCAGCAAUUCCGGCGCUUGGUGUUCAGGAGGCACGUGCACGCCCACGUCGUCGAAUUGGAUGCGGAGGAGGGCAUACUCUUUAUGCGGCUCUCGCAGAACAAAGACUUUAAGCCCUCGAUCAACAGAAAGCUGGUCGAUGCCAAGUUGGCUGGGGAGAGCAAACACUACACUCAGGAGCUUAUCAAAUACAACUGCGGAAGAAGACUUCGUUACCUGCGAGAGCGAUUGCCCAGCUUUGAAAUUCUGGAGGCGCGGUUGAUUCCCCUCAAGGAUGAAGAGUUCGAAAUGGAGUUCGAUGAUAUCAUAUAUUCUCCCUCCUUCUACAAGCAUUACCAGCUGCCCAAGCUGACGAAUCCCUUCCGUUCUAGGCUCCUGGAAGCGCUGGCCGCUUGGAUGCCCGGCUAUCGAAAGGAUCAGGAGCACUGGUGCCGGAUUUACAGAGAGGCCAAUAAAAAAAUAAGGGAGAAAGCGUUGGAAAGACAGAAGACGGCUCUUGAGAGGUAUGAUAAAAUGGUUGCUGAGCGCGACGAAGAAGAAAGGCAAAUUCUUCGGAGGAAUCUAAAGCAUCCGAAGACCAAAAGAGAGUUUAUGCUGUUCCUUCAACUAAGGGCCGCAGAGGGUCCAAAGAAAGAAGAGCACACAGAUCCUGUAGAGCAAACGGUGCAAGUAAAUCCAGCUGAGCAUGGAGUGGAAAAAGAUCUACAAGACCGAAGUGAGAAAAAGGUUACAACACAGCCAGCUGAGGAGAAAAAUCCAGAAGACCAAAAGGAUGAAGACUUAAAGGACCUUGCACAGAACAAAAAGGAAGAACAUAAUGCGGAAAAUCAAAAAGGAGAAAUGGAAUCACCGGAGGAGGCAGACCAAAAACACCCUGGACUAAAAGAGAAUGAGCAUCAGAAAAAGGUAGUGGAGUCCAAGGAGGAAGUAGACCAAAAAGAUCCUGCAGAGAAAAAGGAGGAAAUACAGUCAAAGGAGGAUGUACACCAGGUUGAUCCAGAAGAGCGAAAUGAACAUCAAGAGGAAGCAGACUCCAAGGAGGAAGUAGACCAAAGAGAUCUUAAAGAGAAAAAUGAGGAGAUACAGUCAAGGGCGGAAGUACACCAGAUUGAUCCAGAAGAGAAAAAGGAAAAUCAAGAGGAAGUAGACUCCAGGGAUGAUGUUGACCAAAGAGAUCAUGAGAAGGGAAAGGAUGAAGUGGGGCAAAGAGAUCCUGACGAAGAAAAUGAGGAAAUACAGUCAAAGGAAGAAAUUGACCCAAUGGAUCCAGAAGAGAAAAAAAUGGAACCUCCAACAGAGGAAGCAAUAUCCAAGGAAAACCAAAGAAAUCCAGAAGAAAAAUAUGAGGAAAUACAGUCAAAGGAAGAAAUACACCAGAUGGAUCAAAAAGAGCAAAGGAAUAUAAAUACUACAGAGAAAGUGGACUCCAAGGAGGAAGUAUACCAAGGAGAUCUUAAAGAGAAAACGGAGGAAGUAAACCAAACCGAUCCGGAAGAGGCAAAUAAUGAACAAAACCAGCCGGAUCCAGAAACGGAAAAGCAGGAUGUUCAAGCACAGCCAAUAGAGCAAGAAAAGCAAAUAGAAGAACUAUCAAAAGAUUAAGAACAGUUACAGAUCAAAGAUGCCUUUAAAAACUCAUUGUCUUCCGCAUGUUACUUGUGGAGUCGAUCCCUAAAAUCGCACAUUUUUAAAAUGCCUCUACCCAUCUAUAUUGAAUUUCACCCAUAUCCAUCUCAACUUGACAAACUUUACUUAACUACCAAUAUGUUUGUUCUUAAUCUUAAUGCAGACUUUGAAAAUUAAUUUAGUCACUUAAGUUUAUGUUAAACAAUACAAUAUAUUUGUUGUAUUCAA
Messenger RNA from Drosophila subpulchrella, 4299 nucleotides. RefSeq lists its product as uncharacterized. The record is from RefSeq and is a predicted model, not a curated record. Bases 52 to 4047 code for a protein of 1331 amino acids. NCBI's taxonomy places the organism in Eukaryota, Metazoa, Arthropoda, Insecta, Diptera, Drosophilidae. The transcript is spliced from 9 exons.